Umbelopsis ramanniana AG is the source of this 629-nucleotide messenger RNA. RefSeq lists its product as uncharacterized. Gene Ontology annotation, cellular component: ribosome; cytosolic small ribosomal subunit. The transcript is spliced from 3 exons. The coding region runs from base 40 to 432 and encodes 130 amino acids. Gene Ontology annotation, molecular function: structural constituent of ribosome. Lineage: Eukaryota; Fungi; Mucoromycota; Umbelopsidomycetes; Umbelopsidales; Umbelopsidaceae. The record is from RefSeq and is a predicted model, not a curated record. Gene Ontology annotation, biological process: translation.
UCCAGGUAUUGUAUCUCACCAUCCAACCGCUUAGCAAACAUGGUCCGUGUCUCCGUCCUCAACGAUGCUUUGAACAACAUCAACAACGCCGAGAAGCGUGGAAAGCGUCAGGUUCUUAUCCGUCCUUCCUCCAAGGUCAUCGUCAAGUUCCUUUCUGUCAUGCAGAAGCACGGUUACAUUGGCGAGUUCGAGGAGAUCGAUGACCACCGUUCUGGCAAGAUCGUUGUCCAACUUAUUGGUCGCAUCAACAAGUGCGGUGUUAUCUCCCCCCGUUUCAACAUCAAGCUUACCGAUCUCGAAAAGUGGACCUCCAACUUGCUUCCUUCCCGUCAAUUCGGUUACGUCGUCUUGACUACCUCUGCUGGUAUCAUGGACCAUGAGGAAGCUCGCCGCAAGCACACUGGUGGCAAGAUCCUUGGUAUGUUCUACUAAACUAUUAGUAGUUACAAAAAGUGCCAUUAUGGUACAAAAAUAAAAGCAUCAUGGAAUCCAUCAUGAAAAAGUCUGUUUUAGAGCACCUCUGGCAUUGAAUGGGCAAAAAAUAAUUUCAUAUGAACGGUUGGAAGUAAAGGGGAGAAUUAUUAUUAUUUUUACAGUCGUAAUAUAAAAAAGAAAAAAUUUACAUAGUC